CCCCCCAUUACUAUAAAAGAAGCCACACUUUCUCACUAUCAUACCCACCAUUGAUCCUCCCACCUUCUCCCCCCAACUUUUUCUCCCUCCUUGUUCUUGUUCCCUCUUGUUCUUGUUGUUGCUAAUCACAUCAUUCUUUCAUCUUGUUCAACCUCUAAUGGAACUAUAAAAUACUUGCCAUCUGAAUUCCCUCAACUUGAACUGGACUAAAGGCCUUAAAGGGCAAGCACUUGUUUAAUUGGGGUUUCAAGUUCAAAUUUUUGUUGUUCGGACAUUAAGAUAUGGAGAAGCUUAGUUUUGUGAGGAAUGGAGAGCUGAGAUUGCCUCCUGGUUUCCGGUUCCAUCCAACUGACGAAGAGCUUGUUCUUCAGUACUUGAAGCGCAAGGUCUACUCCUGCCCUUUGCCUGCUUCCAUCAUCCCUGAGGUUGAGGUCUGCAAGUCUGAUCCUUGGGAUUUGCCAGGUGACUUAGAGCAAGAGAGGUACUUCUUCAGCACUAGGGAGGCAAAGUAUCCAAAUGGGAACAGAUCAAACAGAGCUACAGGUUCUGGGUAUUGGAAGGCAACUGGUUUGGACAAGCAAAUUGUGGCUUCCAGGGGUAACCAAGUUGUGGGGAUGAAGAAGACUUUGGUUUUUUACAGAGGUAAACCUCCACAUGGGGCUCGGACCGAUUGGAUUAUGCACGAGUAUCGCCUCGUUUUAGCUGAAGAUAAAAAUAACUCCACUACCCAAAGCCAUGUUCCGGUGAACAAUUGGGUUCUUUGCCGCAUAUUUUUGAAGAAAAGAGGCAGUGGUAAAAAUGAAGAGGAACAAGUUCAAGUGCAGGCCUGCAAUGUUGACCGAGUGGCGAAAAAACCAAGGAUUACUCGACCUGUUUUCUACGAUUUCAUGACCAAAGACAGAGCCAAAUUGAGCCUUGCGCCUUGUUCUUCAUCCUCAGGUUCAAGUGGAGUCACAGAUGUCGUAUCUAGCGAGACAGAGGAGCGUGAAGAGAGCAGUAGCUGCAAUAGUCUUUCUUAUUUUAGAAGAAAACAGUGAAGUCUCUUUCUGAAGCUAGUUUCUUGUUGCUUAAUUUGUCAGAAUAACCAUCUAGAAAAUCAAUCCAGUAAAAUCAGUCUUGGGUCAACUUAUGUUUUAAGAGCCUGCCUCCCCCCAGUGUCUGUGAUUCAAGAUAGAAAUCGGCGUUGAAGAAUUAACUUGUAGUCGGUGUUGUUAUGAAGAGCAAAUUGAGCAAUGGAUGUUAGCAGAUGGUUGUUUAUGUAAUCAAAUCCCCCAAAGUUUU
Messenger RNA from Fragaria vesca subsp. vesca, 1281 nucleotides. Its product is annotated as NAC transcription factor NAM-B2-like. The record is from RefSeq and is a predicted model, not a curated record. Gene Ontology annotation, molecular function: DNA binding. Bases 282 to 1037 code for a protein of 251 amino acids. Gene Ontology annotation, biological process: regulation of DNA-templated transcription. NCBI's taxonomy places the organism in Eukaryota, Viridiplantae, Streptophyta, Magnoliopsida, Rosales, Rosaceae. The transcript has 3 exons.